AUGUUCGAUUUGAUGGUGUGGAGGAUCGGUGUGGUGGUUGUUGAGAAGAAAUUGAUGGAUGGGUCGGGUGGUUGGACUGAUUUGUUGAAAGGUAGUGUUGUCGCGAAAGUUAUGAAGACGAUGUAUUUGUUGUUGUGUUUGCGUUUGUGUGAGGAAAUCGAUGAAGAAGCAUUAGGGUAUAGGAUUAUAAGCAUUUUGAUGAACGAAGUUGGAGUGAACGGAAUGGCUGAAUUUAAACAGAAGGAAAGGUUAGCAGGAGAGCAUAUGGGAAUUGGAGUAGCAUCGAUCGAUUUGAUUAGCGAGUUGGUAUGGUGGCAUUAG
Anisakis simplex (herring worm) is the source of this 321-nucleotide messenger RNA. The record is from the annotation of a GenBank genome assembly. NCBI's taxonomy places the organism in Eukaryota, Metazoa, Nematoda, Chromadorea, Rhabditida, Anisakidae.